This is a messenger RNA of Octopus bimaculoides (California two-spot octopus), 6765 nucleotides long. Its product is annotated as thrombospondin type-1 domain-containing protein 7A. Gene Ontology annotation, cellular component: plasma membrane. NCBI's taxonomy places the organism in Eukaryota, Metazoa, Mollusca, Cephalopoda, Octopoda, Octopodidae. Gene Ontology annotation, biological process: actin cytoskeleton organization. The record is from RefSeq and is a predicted model, not a curated record.
UUGUGUGUGUGUGGUUGGUCUGCUGAAAGAGGAGACGCAAGGAAGCGGCGUUAUAUAAUUCCGUACGGCCAGGAAAGGUACGACAUAUAAGAGGAAUUUUUUGUUUUCGCUUUUAUUUUAUUUAUUUAUUUUUUCCAUUCAUUACUUCAUUCGCCACGAGAGCGGAUGAUAAUAAUUCUAAUAACGGUAAAGACUAAUGACAGGAACGGAAGAGAAAGAGAUAAUCAGGAGUAAGAAAGGGGAGAAGAAGAAAAAAACGAGAAGACGAUAUUGGUAAGAGAGCGAGACGUUUAGCAUUGGAAUGGAGAGGAGGGAUUGAAUGAAGAAAAUGGAAGAGAAAUGAGAAAAAAAGUAGAGACGAUAUUUGCUGCACGAGGAAAAAGAAAAAAUUAAUAGAUAGAAAGAUAGACAUAUAAAGAAAGAAGUCUAAAGACUGGUACCUACACACAGACACAACCUUCCAGACUGAGGAAUUAUGAAGAGUUUGUCCCCGUUUUAUUAUAAACUUCUUCCAGACUCUUCUUCAACGUUAGUUUCUUACGCUUUGAUGUACACACGAGCCGUGGAUACAGCAUUAUUUAAAGACCACUUUUCAGGCAACUACCGGCAAUGGGCUUGCCGGCUUUUACUCUAAACCAGUGACAGAUAUAUAAACUAUCUAUCAAGUUGGACACAAUUAAAUUCUGUUCUGGAGUUAGAAUUCUAUUUGUCAAAAGAGAUUGCCUUUGAUGGUGAAAAUGCAAGUGUACAUUAACUAGACAACAGUACAUUUUCAUGCUUUUGCUCUGUAACCUAUUUCCUUCAUUGUAUCAAAUGAAUGAUGAGCAGAGGUGAAAGUUUAUACAGAAGGAGAUUUAAGCCUGUUGAAAAGAAAAACAAAAAGAAAACUAAGACAUUUUACAACUGAUCAACAGAGAUGCCAGAAAAAAGGUUCCUGUACAACUAACUCUCCCCAAAACAUCUCCGUACAGACAUUUUCCCCACUUAUAACUUUUCCCAAUAAUCUGUGGAGAUGACAUUAGCAGUUACUUCAGUAAACUCCAGUUUGAUCGGUGAUGGAGCAAGCGAGGGCUUCAGUGAUAUAGCAAUUAUGAGCCACUUGCCUUUACAAUGAACUUUUCAGAAGCAAUGACGUACAGACUUAGAAAAGCUACUUUUGUGCACAUCACCUGCACGAACCAAAAUCCCUAUGUUUGAUCCACUGUAGAUAUGCAAUAGACAAGAGAUUUGCUGAGUUUUGCCUGCCACUUGAUGAGCAUGGAAGAUGGAAAGUACCGAAGGAGAAGAAAAGUAGACACAACCAGAAGAUUGCUUCUAAUUUUAAUGUGUUGUUAUUCUACCAUGGGUCAACAAGUGUACCGAUGGAAAACAGGUGAAUGGAGCCCAUGUGAACAUCGUUGGUGUGGCGAAAAUGGAACAAAAACGCGGACUUUGAAAUGUGUUGGUGUUUACGGAGAAACAGUGGAUAUAGCAAGAUGCGAUAACAUCCACAGACCGGCAACACAGGAAAACUGUUAUAAACCUUGUAGUCAUCACAAAAAUAAUUUCAACUGGGAACUUAGUCCAUGGGGGAAAUGUAAACCAUUUUUGCCAACAUUAGUCUGUAAAAGGCAGGUGGGUCUUCAGACUCGAACUGUCAAAUGUUUCUCAGUGAAAGACAAAAAAGUAAGGGAUGAUGAUGUGUGUAGUUACUUCCUUAGAAAACCCAAAACGGAAAGAGAUUGUCAGGUCUAUUGCCCGCAGGACUGUAUAGUUAGUGAAUUUUCAAACUGGAGUUCUUGUGAUUCUUGUACUUUCAUCAAUAAAACAAGAACGCGAACUGUGGUGGUUCCUCCUUUUGCUGGUGGUAAACCUUGUCCUGUUCUUUCUGAGAUGAGACCUUGUCCAAAAUGCAUCGAUUCUUUUACAUUUAAAAUUGGACCAUGGAGAAAAUGUAUGGAAAUUCACACUAAAAAUUCAGUUCAUAAACAAAGAUUUCAUCAUAACAUUGGAUACCAGGAAAGGGAUAUAAGUUGUCUUGGGCGACAUGGAAGACUUGUUCCUCUAAAAGAUUGCUGGGAGACAGGAAUAGUUCAUGCUGAUUACCAAAGUUGUGUAUUACCUCAAGACUGUAUAGUUUCAGAAUGGAUGGAAUGGAAAGCUUACAGCGAUGGUUGUCAAACUAUCGAUGGAGUGAUAUACAAAUCGCAUGUUAUAAGAAAACGGAAAAUUUUACAAAUGCCUCUUGGUGAUGGAGCUAAGUGUCCAAAUCUCGAAGAGAUUCAAGAAAAUAAUACGGCAAUCAGAAGGCUCAAACGCUGCCCUAUCUAUCAUUGGAUUGUAUCCGGAUAUGGUUUAUGUAAACCUUCCUCUGUAACAACAAACUGUGGUCCUGGUCUGCAACAGCGCACAGUCAUAUGUGUAGAGGAAACUGAUGAUAAUAAGCAAGUUCCAGUAGCAGAAAGUAAUUGCAAAGAGUCAAAGCCGUCAUUAUCAAAAGUCUGCCAUAUCGAAUGCCGAGCACGAUGCUUGGCAUCCGAAUGGAGUGCUUGGAGUAAAUGUAAAUCUAUUUCUUGCAUUGGAGAUCAGCUUCAUCGCAAAAAGCGACAACCUUACUCAGGUUAUAGAGAAAGAACACUUAAAAGUAUAUCCACACCGAACGGAGGAAAUGCCAAGUGUCCCACUGUUACAGAAACUCAACCCUGUGAUCCAGGUCCCUGCUAUUCUUGGAAUCUUACUUCAUCUAAUAUUUGUUCUCUUGACAGUUCUGAAAGACUGUGUGGACAGGGAACAAGACACAAUAAACUUUUGUGUACUGAUGUGCAUGGCGUUCCAAAAGACGAAAGCCUUUGUGACAGCUAUAGUCAGCCAAGUGAUAAAGAAAGUUGUCGGAUUCCCUGUCCAAUGGAUUGUGUUUUAUCUGAGUGGAGCUCAUGGACUGAAUGCCCUGACGAAUGUGACAAGAAAGCUCAAGCAACUAACAGAGUUCGAAGACGGAUGAUUCUAGCCUUCCCAGGGGCAUCUGGUCCAGCUUGCCCACAUGCUUCAUCAUUGACAGAAAGCAGUCCAUGUCCAUCAAGGCUUGAGUGUAGAACAUUUUCAUGGGUAGCAAUGGCUUGGAACCAAUGUAUACUUGGACAAAGUGUCACCUGUGGAACAGGACAGCAACGUCGUGAAGUCAAGUGCAAGAGUGAAGCACGUGACGUUGAUGACAGCUGGUGUGUUAGAAAUUUAAAGCCUAAUGAAGUGCAAACUUGCCAGUUACCAUGCCCACGAGACUGUGAAGUAACUGAUUAUUCUCACUGGUCACCUUGCAGUGCUACUUGUCAAGAAGCAAGACAAGCAACUCCAACUCAGUCUCGGAAGAAAUAUAUCCUACAACCAGCGGAUGAAGGAGGAAAACCAUGUCCAAUGAAGCUGGUGGAUACGAAACAUUGCACUGAUUUACCAUGGUGUGAUGAGUAUCUUUGGGAGGUCACUCCGUGGAGUGCCUGUGUGUUGCCGCCACGAGUGCCUUAUUGUGGACAAGGAUUACGAGGAAGAAAUGUUACUUGCAAAGAUCAGCGUAACAGUAGUUACCCCCCUGAUGUCUGUUUGGAACGAGUCGGGCCCAUGCCGAAUGUAGCAGAACAAUGUUUUGUACCUUGUGAUGAAAACUGCUUCCUAACUGAAUGGACUAAGUUUGGCCCAUGUAUUAACGGUUGCAAUGGCUAUACAAUCAGAAUUCGUGAGUUAACUAGUAAAAGCAAGUAUAAUUCAGAAUGCAAGAACCGUGAGAGAUAUCCUCGCUAUCAGAGAAGGCACUGUCAAUGUGAUCCAUUUCAGCCAGUAGUUAUUGGUAAUCUCUCAGACUGCAUAAUCGAAGAACCAAUAAGAGCCACCCCAGUAGAUAAAAUUGACACAUCACAUCUUUUCUCUCCAUUUUCUCAUCAAGGCCCAGAGAUGCAAUCAACAACUGAUGAAGAAUCUUUGGAACAAUCAGACUGUGGAGAGGGAAAAGCUUAUAAAGCAUUACUAUGUCUCAACAGUAAUAACAUUUUGAAAGGAACUUCCCAGUGUUCCCAUGCAGGUCCACAAAAUCCAUGCUGUACAUAUCAGUAUAAAUUCGAAUCCUGUUCUGUUUCUUGCCCAGUAGAUUGUCUGAUGUCACAAUGGAGUUCUUGGUCUAUGUGUAAUGCUUCAUGUGGUUAUGGCUUCCGUGAAAGGUACAGAACCGUUGAGCAGAGCCCUCUAUUCGGUGGAAGGCCAUGUCCAAAAUUAGGCAGUAGGAAUAUAGAAAGUUUUCGGGCAGAAAUACAAACCAAACUUUGCAAAACUGAUUGUAAGGAAUAUGUAUGGAGACAUGAUGGAUGGUCUUCUUGUGUGUAUCGAUCCCCAACAACUUGUGGAAGGGGCAUACAAACACGUCAUGUAAUAUGUGUUGAAAAGGAUGAUUUGUCUCGGCACACAUCACUGCAAGACUCUUACUGUGAUGAGAUUCCAAAACCUGCUGAACAGCGUAUUUGCAGUACUCCAUGUAUUAGGGAAUGUGUUGUGAGUGAAUGGACUGAGUGGACAAAAUGUGAUGUACCCUGCAAUAUGCAACAAACUCAAUGGAGAACACGAAAAGUUUUACGAGAACCAGAUAAAUAUAGGCGAGACCAUUACCCUUGCCCAUCUCUCCGAGAAGAACUUUAUUGCAUUAAAGGCAAAAACUGCAGGGAAUUUAUUUGGAAAGUUUCUGAAUGGACAUCCUGUAUGGUCAAAGAUGGAGAAGAACCUUGUGGCUUUGGCAAAAAGGAGCGCUUUGUUAUGUGUACUGAUUAUUAUGGAAAAUUACAGAGGAGUCACUACUGCUAUGAAGUCGCAGGAAAACCAAAAUUUAAGUUACAAGAAUUUUGUGAAAUUCCUUGUGAUGAGAACUGUUUACUUUCAACUUGGUCAUCUUGGGGCCCUUGUAGCAAAUCUUGUGGACUGGGUACAUCACAGCGACAAAGGUACGUUCUAAAGAAGGCAGUUGGGUAUGGCAGGCCAUGUUCCAGUCAGCUUACUCAAAGAAAGCCUUGUGUAUUACGUGGUUGUUUUAGAUGGGAUGUAACAGAAUGGACCGAAUGCUUUACUGAGAAAGGAGUUUGUGGACAUGGGGUGCAAAUAAGGAAUAUUACAUGUACAGGAGAAGGGAAAACACAAGUUGACGAUUCAUUUUGUAAAGCCAACCGGAGUAUAGCUGCAAUUAAGACUAAAAGAUCAUGCUAUAUCGGAUGCCCUGGAGAGUGUGUUCUAACGGAAUGGAGUGAAUGGAGUGCAUGUUACUUAAACUGUCGGGACAAAGGAGUUACAGAUCAUGAGCGAGGAAUCCAGAGUCGAUCGCGAGCAAUUCUGGCUUAUCCUGCUGCAAGAUCCAAACUCUGUCCUCCAAAACUUUAUGAGAGUCGCCCAUGCCAUGCAAAGAAAUGUUUUACUUUCCAGUGGAAAUAUAGUAAAUGGAAUAAAAACAAAAGACAUGUAUGGUGUGAAAGAUCUGAUUCUCUAAAUGUUACAGGUGCUUGUGAUGAAAAUACUUAUCCUGGUGACACGCUUAUCUGUGAUCCGCCUUGUCCUGACAAUGGCUCAGUGUGUUCUGAUGUAAAUGUAUGUCAGUGUCUACCUUCCUUUGAGCCAAUCUAUCGUGAUAAUAUCCUAAUUGGCUGUGGCCCAAUAUCAGUUACUAACACACAAACACAGAUCACAACAAAAGAAAAUAAUCCCAGUAAUGCAUACAAGAGAGGAAGUAUGUCAAUUUGGAUGUACGCAGUGAUUGGUGGAGGUACUCUGGCUGUUGCAGGACUGACAUACUUCUUCUAUGCUAUAUGUGGAUUAUUUCGAAAAGGCCCACGUGACAGAGACAGUCGAUCGCAUGGUCAGGAUACAACUUCACAACAUCUUUCAAUUGAUGAACAAGCAGUUCAAUGCAAUCAUGUCCAGGCAUUUGUUGAGGCUCAGCAAGAAAACAAUGAAAAUACUGCAGUUGAACAUAAGACUUGCACUGCCAGCUCACCCAACCUUCAAAGGGAUAAUAAUAUCCAUGGCAACAAGUAUGUAUGAUACACUUGCCAUUGAUGGAGCAGAGUAUUGAUGCAGAUGUGUCUGAAAAGAGUCUGACAAAAUGUUGGAUUUUACCAGUGACAGAAGUGACAACUCCAAUAUCCCAAAAUAUAUUGAUUGGCAAGAAGAUUUCAAGAACGUUCUGCCUCUGCUGCAGUCUGAGUAUAUUCAGUAACAUUUUCGCUGACCAGCCAAUCUGAAAUUACUAUAUCUCAACAAUUACUGGAUAUGUUUUGAGGACAACUUCCAACAACAAUCAAGAAUGGAGGUUGCCAAAGGUCGAAGCUCACCAAAUCAAAGUCGAAAUCAAGUAGAAAUUUGAGCUUAUCAUCACAUAAUUGUCUCAGAGUCUAUUCUGAUGUUGAUGUAGAAUUUCUCACAGCAUGCAUGGCUAUUCAUGAUGCAAACCACUCCAACAUGUUUAAACAUGUUGUAACCAUUAUUUAUGUUCAUGUUGUAACCAUUAUGUUCAUAGAAUUCUUGUUCAGAAUUUUGUUAUUGUCUUGGAGAGAGUUAGAGAGAGAAGUUAUUGCUUUCAAAUGGGAUUGCAUGCCAUGUGCUAAAAGGGAAUGCAGAGCAAGAGGAAAAAAUUAAAUUUUUCUUUUUGGGUUUUUUAAAAUUGGGAAGCUAUUUUUGUUGGUCAAGAAAUGAAAAUACAAGCUAUAUGUAUGAGUGACUGUGUAUAAAUACAUGAGUAUAAAUAUGUAUAUAUAUAUAUAUAUA